AUGCGCAACAAGGGAAACGCAGCGAUUCGUCCAACCUUGGUCAUCCUCAAAGGCUUACAAGCCGCAGGAGAUAUAGCUCCGCUGCCUUAUAUCAAGGGAAUCGCAGCAUUGGCUAUAACUGUCCUCGAAACUAUCGAUGUGUAUGCUUCCACCAAUCACAGGGAUAUUCGGGAACUAGUGGAGCGCAUCGGGGAUACUGUAAUAGCCGUAAAGGAUGCCGCAGUCACAUAUUCCCGAGUUGGUACCGGAAACGGGUUAGCUAUUGAAGAAGUGUGUACAGAUUUCAUGCGGUGCCUGGAAGACAUUACCCAUGAAUUGAGAAAGAUGGAAAGGAAUAACGCUAGUAAGAUCAGGAUUAUGCAAUAUCUCAUGACCUCCAACGUUCGCGACGAGAUCAACGGAUUUGCACGGCAGGUCGACAACCUACAGAGAAACUUUAACACGAAGAAUAUUGUGAGGAUUUGUGCGAACAAUGAGGUGUCUGAAACCUAUCUCAGGACACUUGAACACGGUAUGAGAGAGCUUCGCGCGGAGCAUUCGGACAUGCAUCGUACCUUGACACUCUUAUUGGUCUCGCAUAAUGAACUUCUGACCCAAGUCUUCAAUCAGUAUAGGGUAUUGAAUGCUAUGGGUCAUGACGUGAAGAGAGAUAGAGGCGAGAGAACCGCCAUAGUCCAGAGUACCUUCGACUCUCGGUACAUGACAUAUUAUAUCCUCCUAUCGACCCUCACUACGACUUUCUUCUGGACUGUGUCGUGUUUUACCAACUUCCUCCCGACGCCGUUAAUCUUGUACAGUCAAAGAGCGAGCAUACGGCGCUAUCUUUCGCCUUGGAUACCUGUUCCGAGUUCGGGGAAUUUAGUUCAAAGAUCCAAGGAUCGGCAUGCUCCCCGCAGAAAGGCGCUUUGCUCCGGAUCCUCAUCAACACCCAACGAGGAAGAACUAAUCGAAGCCAUAAAUUGGCUUGCAAGCGAUGCUCAGCGGGGAGAUACACUGGUCUUUUUCUACGCAGGAAAUGGCGAACAAGUUAGCACUGAGGAUGACAACAGGGUUGAUAAAUACGAUGAAGCCAUUUUGCCGGUCGAUUACUACCAGCAUGGACAUAUACUUCAUCAAGAAAUAUACCAGAUCAUGGUAAAGCCUCUUCCAGCGGGUUGCCGGCUUACGGUUCUACUUUCGUGCUGCCAUUCCGAAGCGGCAUUGAAUCUUCCCUACGUUUAUGACUGUGACACCCACCUUAUGAGUCCACGCCCGCUGAUAUCGCUCAAGUCCACCGCCGCCGACGUUGUGAUUUGGUCCGGUGGAAAGGGUAUGGCUGUUCAUGAGACGGUCAUCGGAGGCAUGACUGUUAGCGCCUUCAACUAUGCAUUUCUAUCGUCCCUCAAGAUGAACCCGAAACAGUCUUGCCGACAGCUCCUUCAUUCAUUGAGGAAUAUUCUAACGGCCCGAGACAGACGCGAAAAGCCUCAGUUAGCUACUAGUUCUCAAAGUAUUGACCCUGAUUUGCCGGCUACCUUGUAAGGAUACUGACGACCGUCGUCAAGAACUUAUUCCGUGUGCAAACAAAGACAACCUCUCGUCCUUUGCAUCGGAAUUCCGCUUCCUUAGCAUCCAGAUUUUCUAUCCUUUUCUUCCAAGCGGUGCUUGUUUACAAUUCAUUUUCUUUUUUGACUUACCUCGGAUUACUUCUGUAGCGACUUCAUACAGCAAUGUUAUCUUCAAAAACAUUGGUACCAACUGACAUGGUUUAGAUACGACGGCUGGUUGUCGUGCUUCCGUUGAGUCAACCGUCAAACUUAGAUACCUGCUUCAUGUAGUCGACAAUCGAGAUAUCUCAUAACACUAAUAGGCUAUACAUUGUCAGAGAAACCCACUUUUAGGUUGAUAAUAGUUUUGUAGUAUAGCACAAGAAGUUAAGAGGCAUCUGGACGAACAACUCCCGGG
Molecule: messenger RNA, 1944 nt
Organism: Desarmillaria tabescens
Lineage: Eukaryota; Fungi; Basidiomycota; Agaricomycetes; Agaricales; Physalacriaceae
Product: caspase domain-containing protein
Exons: 17
Coding region: 1-1521 (506 amino acids)
Biological process (GO): proteolysis
Molecular function (GO): cysteine-type endopeptidase activity
Source: RefSeq, a predicted model, not a curated record